Molecule: messenger RNA, 780 nt
Organism: Symbiodinium sp. CCMP2456
Lineage: Eukaryota; Dinophyceae; Suessiales; Symbiodiniaceae
Source: the annotation of a GenBank genome assembly
AUGAGCAGCUCAGGUAUGUUCUGGGAUGGCUUCCAGUGGGUGCCCCGAGCAGAUACAGGCAUCGCGAACGACGUCAAUGCAUCCCGCAAGAAUCGUCGUUUGUAUCUGGGCAAUCUUCCGUACCACCUGGGUGUCACAGAGGACUCCUUCUCGAAGCAGCUGUACGAGACGAUGCGCGACCGCGGCAUGUGCAACGAUCCAAAUCAGAAUCCCGUGCUGCACGUCUGGUUCGCCCGAGACAAGGGCGCGAACUACGGCUUUUGCGAGGUUGCGUCACAAGAGGAGACAGAGCGUGCACUCCAGCUGGACGGCAUGCUGGUCCUAGGAGUGCCGGUCUCCAUCAAGCGACCCAACGACGCCGUCAGUCCACUGGGCAUGAUCGGUGGUGUUCCGGUGGGCAUGCAAGUUCCAGGCCAGCAGGCCAGCAUGCUGGCGCUGCCCAGCGCACAGGUGAGUGCCACGAGCCCCAUCAUCCGGAUCGACGAGAUCCUCAAGGUGGACGAGAAGACGACCGAGGACGACUACAACGACGUCAAGGAGGACAUGCAGGAAGGCUGCGGGGCCCAUGGUAAGCUGGUUAUGGUGGCUAUUGUGAAGCCAGCACAUGCCAGUGGCAAUGCCACUCUGAAGCCAGGCGACGUCUACCUGCAGUGCUCCACGACCGAUGAUGCCACGAAGAUCAUGAGGGCCAUGGGCCACCGAAAAUACGACGGCAGGCAGAUUUCGAUGACUUCCUACGAAGAGAGUAAGUUCAACUCGGAGAUCAAGCCGUUAUUCUGA